Cladocopium goreaui is the source of this 660-nucleotide messenger RNA. Lineage: Eukaryota; Dinophyceae; Suessiales; Symbiodiniaceae. The record is from the annotation of a GenBank genome assembly.
AUGCAGGAGUGUCGCACGUUCAAAGCUUCAUUGCACACAGCAUGUACGGCCACUGUUAUCCGGGAGUCUGUUGAGGUUCAAGUACGCUGUGAGGGUGGAGUACCAACUUUCAACUCGGUGUGGCCCUGCAGCUGCGGCACAAUGCCAAAACUUCCCAUGGAAGAUGAGUCACUGCGCCUCAAGCCCUUCGUGCGACUUUGGUGCAAUGCUGAAGCAGCAGAAUCCAGAUGGGAGCAAGUCCAGCGCAUGGUGGAUGCCCUCGAACUGGCAUGUCGGACGGUGGUUACGCAGAUGCAUUGGGUUUCCUUUGCAGUUCUAUGCUCCAUGUUGACGCAGGUUCGAUUGGAGGUGCCAGGGGUCGAAUCCCCAUAUCGUGCUGACCAAUGGAUCACAUCAUCACCUUACCCUCCGACAGUGCUCACCUAUACCAGAUCCAUGACUGCAGCCAAGGCCAUGGCCUGGAUCCAAGACCUAGACGCCGCUGUUAUAUUGCUGCAAGAUUGGGCAUUUGCUGCCUCAGACCUGUUGGAUGAAGAGAUGCGAUUCUUUCUACGCUCUGUGAAAGCAGCACUUGCUGAUUUCACAUUGCUAGUCAGAGCAGGAAGUCUUUCCUCAGCGAGACGUCCAUUUGUGCCGCUCCACGAACUGGUUGAUGUAUGA